AUGAAGCCCGUCGUCUCUGCCUUGAACGCCUGGUCUUGUGUCGUCAUUUCUGUUUUCGCAAUCGUUAUCCUCUCAGUCCUCGGAUCGCUAUACAGCAGCAACAACCACGCAUACACCGGAUCAGAAGACGGACCUGAAAAUGGCCCUGCGAUCGCCGCCUCCAUUUACACCGCUGUGAUCGUCUACGCUGUACGUCACUCCCCCCUCUCUGAGCCGCGACGGGGCUUCUUCGUUUUCUGCGGUUUCCAGGCUUAUCUUCACAUGCGAGACAGCAGGGGAGGUGCUAUAUCACUCCAUUGA
Molecule: messenger RNA, 300 nt
Organism: Penicillium griseofulvum
Lineage: Eukaryota; Fungi; Ascomycota; Eurotiomycetes; Eurotiales; Aspergillaceae
Exons: 4
Coding region: 1-300 (99 amino acids)
Source: RefSeq, a predicted model, not a curated record